Messenger RNA from Acanthoscelides obtectus, 513 nucleotides. The record is from the annotation of a GenBank genome assembly. Lineage: Eukaryota; Metazoa; Arthropoda; Insecta; Coleoptera; Chrysomelidae.
GCUGUCACCAAAAAUUACAAUAGGAGACCGCGGGGAUUUGAAACAGAGGUGAUUUGAAACAGUACCGAUUUCUCGGAACCUUAAAUCGUUAGCGAGUGGCGACGCCGCUUUUCAACCACUUCCUUCCGCCCGCAGACGUGUCAGUUCGCGUCGGUGGCGCAAGUCGCGCGGUUGUAGAGUUCUGUGUUCCAAGUGACAAAAAUUGUGAAAACAUGCCUACUGAUUAUAAAAGAAAGACUGACAGAGGUAUGGCAAAUCGAGAAAUAUAUGAUCUUGCUGUAGAAGAAGUCACUUUGCGACAGAAAAGUCUCCGUGACGCGGAUUCGAGUUACAACCUGAACCAUACCGCCCUCUACAGCUUCAGAGGAGAAGAUACUCUGUGACUAUCUUUUAAACUGCGCUGCUGCUAACUUUGGCUUAAGAACUGAGGAAGACAGAACUUUUGCAAUGAGUUGGCUGUAGAAUCCAAUAAAAAAAUUCCUCCUUCUUGGACUGAGCAUGAAAUGGCUGGAG